Molecule: messenger RNA, 2088 nt
Organism: Peromyscus eremicus (cactus mouse)
Lineage: Eukaryota; Metazoa; Chordata; Mammalia; Rodentia; Cricetidae
Gene: Lmbrd1
Product: LMBR1 domain containing 1
Exons: 16
Coding region: 178-1791 (537 amino acids)
Biological process (GO): protein localization to vacuole
Cellular component (GO): vacuolar membrane
Source: RefSeq, a predicted model, not a curated record
GCGCCCCGCCCCGGGUUCGGAUGGUCGCCAGGGGACGCUCGCGGGUCGGGUCUCCCUGGCAACCCGCCGCUCCGCCCCUCCACCCCUUUAACCUUUAGGCUGCGCGGUUCCGGGUCCCUCUCCGUCCCUGUCCCUUCCCUCCCCUCCCCUUUGGGCCUGUCGGGACCGGAAGCGAAGAUGGCGGCGGCCGCGGCCGAGCUGGUGAUCGGCUGGUGCAUCUUCGGCCUCUUGCUCCUGGCUAUUUUGGCGUUUUGCUGGAUCUACGUCCGCAAAUACCAGAGUCGGCGGGAAAGUGAAGUUGUCUCCACUGUGACGGCCAUUUUUUCUCUGGCAGUUGCACUCAUCACGUCAGCACUUCUGCCAGUGGAUAUAUUUUUGGUUUCUUACAUGAAAAAUCAAAAUGGUACAUUUAAGGAGUGGGCUAAUGCCAACGUCAGCGUGCAGAUAGAGGACACCGUUCUGUAUGGCUACUACACUUUGUACUCCGUCAUACUCUUCUGUGUGUUCUUCUGGAUCCCCUUUGUCUACUUCUACUAUGAGGAGAAGGACGAUGACGACACCAGUAAAUGCACUCAAAUUAAAACGGCGCUCAAGUACACUUUGGGAUUCGUUGUGAUUUGCGCACUUCUUCUUCUCGUUGGUGCUUUUGUGCCACUGAAUCUUCCUAGCAACAAAAAUUCUACAGAGUGGGAAAAGGUGAAGUUCCUGUUUGAAGAACUUGGAAGUAGUCAUGGCUUAGCUGCGCUGUCAUUUUCCAUUAGCUCCCUGACCUUGAUUGGAAUGCUGGCAGCCAUCACAUACACGGCGUAUGGCAUGUCAGCCUUACCUUUAAACCUGAUAAAAGGCACUAGAAAUGCUGCUUAUGAACGCUUGGAAAACACUGAAGACAUUGAGGAGGUGGAGCAGCACAUUCAAGCCAUUCGAUCAAAAAGCAAAGAUGGUCGGCCUUUGCCUGCGAGGGAUAGACGUACCUUAAAGCAGUGUGAAGAAAGAUUACGGACGCUUAGGAAAAGAGACCGGCACUUAGAAUUCAUUGAAAACAGCUGGUGGACGAAAUUUUGUGGUGCCCUGCGCCCCCUGAAGAUCAUUUGGGGAAUAUUUUUCAUCUUAGUUGCAUUGCUGUUUGUAAUUUCUCUCUUCCUGUCAAAUUUAGAUAAAGCUCUUCAUUCAGCUGGAAUAGAUUCUGGUUUCAUCAUCUUUGGAACUAACCUGAGUAAUCCAUUGAACAUGCUUUUGCCUUUGCUACAAACAGUGUUCCCUCUUGAUUAUAUUCUUAUAACAAUUAUUAUUAUGUACUUUAUUUUUACUUCGAUGGCAGGAAUUCGAAAUAUUGGCAUAUGGUUCUUUUGGAUUAGAUUAUAUAAGAUCAGAAGAGGACGAACCAGGCCUCAGGCACUCUUAUUUCUGUGCAUGAUACUUCUGCUAAUUGUCCUUCAUACCAGCUACAUGAUCUAUAGUCUUGCUCCUCAGUACGUUAUGUAUGGAAGCCAAAAUUACAUAAUAGAGAGCAAUAUAACUUCUGAUGUCCAUAAAGACAAUUCAACCCUUCCUGUGCCAAAAAGAUGUGAUGCAGAUGCCCCUGAAGAUCAAUGUACUGUUACCCGCACAUACUUAUUCCUCCACAAGUUCUGGUUCUUCAGUGCUGCAUACUAUUUUGGUAACUGGGCUUUUCUUGGGGUAUUCUUGAUUGGAUUAAUUGUCUCCUGCUGUAAAGGGAAGAAGUCAGUCAUUGAAGGAGUGGAUGAUGAUUCAGACAUGAGUGAUGACGAGCCGUCUACCUACUCCGUGUGAACAGCCUUCUGCUCUAAGGGCUUCGUGAAGCUGGCUGAAUAUGUGUUAUGCAUUUUCAACGUUUUCAAGUAACAUUAGGAUGAACUGUCUAGCUUUCAUCAAAAAUGAGAGCAUGGCCAUUAAAAAGAACUAUAUUUUUUAUGUUUUCUGAAGUAACAUUAUUGUAUCAUAGAUUAACACAAAAUUGCUAUAAUAAGACUAUGUAAAUACCAUAUUUCCAGGUUUGUGAGGGAAUGUUUGUGGAAAUUUUCUUUAUUGUAUAAUAGUGUUAAGUUUAUUAAAAUCUUGCAGAAUUUA